AUGGCUGCGGCACGAGCACCAGUGCUGCGGCAUCUCCUGAGCUGCCAAACGCGCACACUGCGGGCCUCAAACCAGCGGCGCUGGGCCCAAGUGCACGAUGUCCGCUUCCUGGCGACGACACAGCAGCCGCGCAACGUGCUCGAAAAGUACCGCGAGAAGCUCGACCGCAAGGCCCGCGAGGAGGGCCACGCAGAUAUCGACUCGCUCAAGGCCGCCUACGCCGACAAGAUCCGGGCUGUGCGCAAGGAGGCCGACAAAGUCACCCUUCCUUCGGCUCCCCAACAACAACAACCACCAUCAUCAUCUUCAUCAUCCUCCUUCUCAAGCUCCUCUACACCCACCACCAAAUCCCAACCAACAACAACAAUACCAAAGCAAUCUUCUCCCUCCUCACCAACAGGCAUCAAACCCCUCUCCGAAAUCCUCGACCUACCCAAAGCGCGGACCCUCCCCAUCAAGGAACUAACCGCCAUCUGGCGGCUGCACCACGCGUCGCGCGGCAACUCGCUCUGCGCCGUGGUCCCCGCGGACACCUUCGCGGCGAUGGAGAGCGCGGCGCGCAACAACCCGCAGUUCGUCCUGCCGGUGCCGCACCCGGAGCAGGGCGCCGAGAUGCACUUCCUGCAGUGGACGUGGGACGCGGCGACGCGGAGCGCGACCGUCCUGUUCACCCAGCUGGCCGAGUACAAAGCGCGGGGCGAGUUUGCGGCGCCGCACACCACCGUGACGCACUACAAGGAUCUCGCGGGGGAGAAGGGCGUGGUGUUGAUGCAAGGCCUGGUGGUGGAGGAUCGCGGGGUGAAGGUGGAGGAUGCGAGGUGGUUGGUCAUGUGUCUGCAGAGGUUCUAUGGCGGGUGGGAUGGUGUGGGGGAUAACAAGGCGAGGGAGAGGGCGGAGGAGAGGAGGAGGUUGCUGGAGUGGUUUGGCAGGGGGGAUGGCAGGUUCAGUGUCGAGCGGUUGAUGGAAGAGGCUGAGAGGAUGGGGUAA
This is a messenger RNA of Chaetomium strumarium, 987 nucleotides long. RefSeq names its product ATP11 protein-domain-containing protein. The coding region runs from base 1 to 987 and encodes 328 amino acids. The record is from RefSeq and is a predicted model, not a curated record. Lineage: Eukaryota; Fungi; Ascomycota; Sordariomycetes; Sordariales; Chaetomiaceae. Gene Ontology annotation, cellular component: mitochondrion. Gene Ontology annotation, biological process: mitochondrial proton-transporting ATP synthase complex assembly. The transcript has a single exon.